AUGUCAAGAAAAAAACAAGAAGUUGAAGAUAAAAAGUCUAACAGUAGCGAUUGUUAUAAAUACUUUAUAUUUAGGAAGACACAAAUUGAGUUAACGUCGUCAAUAGAAGAAGCAGUAUCUCUUGGUAAUAAUUAUGUCCUUGCUAUCUGUGGAAUACAAAGUGAUCCAGAAUUUAGGAUUUGUACAGCUUUGUCUGAUUAUACAUGUAUAAUAUAUUCUGUUGGAGAGAGUUUAAGUCGGACUAUUAAGUUAACUCACAAUAAAACACCUAUUGUUGGCAUUAAGUUUAGUCCUACUUCUAGAAAUAUUCUUUAUACAGCAACAAACAAUGGACUAAUUCAAGCAUAUGAUUUGCGAGCUAAAGGAAAAGUUAUUGCAGAAUUUAAAGAUAGUACUGAAGAUGGAAAAAUGAAACGUCUCUGUAGUUUUGAUAUAAGCUGUGAUGAAAAGCUUAUAGCAGGUGGUACUGAACAUAUUGGGGGAGACACAUUUAUUUUAUUUUGGGAUACUCGAUAUAUCAAUACAAAAAUAGAUGAUAAAAAUAAUUUUCUUGGUGGGUACUGGCAAUCUCACAUAGAAGAUGUAACUUCUUUGGCAUUUCAUUCUAGUAAGCAGGAUGUCUUAGCAUCUGGUAGUACUGAUGGAUUGAUUAAUGUCUUCGAUCUUACAAAGCCCUCAGAAGAUUCUGCAUUAACUUAUUCUUUGAAUACUGAAUCAUCUGUGGACAGGAUAGGAUGGUUUAAUGAUGAUAAUCUAUGGUGUACAACACAUACACAUUCACUACAACUUUGGAACUGUUCUGGAGCAGAACCAUAUGCUAAAUUUGAACGCAAUAACUUAGCAGUUUCACAGGUUAAUACAUUAAAUGUAGUUUUUAAUAUUGAUGUUUAUAUAUAUAUAAGAAAUCACAUUAAAAUAACUUAAAAACAAUCUUAAAAUAAAACACUGAAAAAUAAUUUAUAUAUGGAAAAUUUGAGAGGUUUAAACAUCGUAAAUGAUCGAUUGGAAACGUGUUACAAAAUAAUGGGAAAUAAACAAAUAGUACGUGACAGUUGGCUACAUGAAAAGAGUGGUUCCUUGGUAACAGUAGGCGAAAGUGGAUUUAUAAAUAUUUGGAGACAAACAGAAACAAUGCCUAUGCAACAAAGUUCUAGCCAUAAAUUGGUGGCAAAAAUUGGUAUUGGCAAAGGAUGUGAUCGUCAAUACAGGACUAAGCCAUAUUAACUAAAAGUGAUGGGAUAAAAAUUUGUAAAUGCAAAAAGGAGUUUUUCAAGCUGCAACAGAUUUGCUUAAAAGAUUCAUCUAAAAUCAUGUCUCUAAAAGUGUCAGUCGGCUUAAUAACGCAACAAGUAAGGAUUCAACAAGAUCGGCUGAUCUAUCUCACUAAGCCGGCUGUCGUGUACCUCGCGUCGGUUUGCAGAGUUUUGCAAACUCGGAUCACGAUGAGAAAAUUUGUAUGCUUUUUAAUAAGGUCUGAAGAGAGCCCGGAGUACUAUAUUUCGAACCUUGGUGGAUAAGACUCGGCUUAUCGCUUAAAAUCAGUGCUCAGAUUAAUUGAAGACUUGAUUGUUUGUCGGUUGGUGUUCGGAAAAAGACUGGAAUUUCGGAAGAGGAGGAGAAUCUGAGCUGUUGAAGGCGGAGUUAAUUUUGGGGGGUGAAUAACUGGAAAAUGUAGAAAAUCGGUUAUUGAUGGUUGAGCAUUUCUUAAAUAGAUAGAGAAAGGAUAGAAGUGGUGAUGGAAGGAUGAGUUGUCUUAUUUCUGGGAAAACCCGGUAGAAAAGGAGAUGGAAUAUGAGAGAAGGAAGAGGUUAGUUUGGUAAUUAGGAAGUCGGUACAAUGAAUGAUAAAAUUGUGUCUAAGCUAAUGUCGAUCGAUUAUGAUUUUAUUGGGGGGUACACGCGUCUAACGAUCCCGUUAAUCCUCCGAGUCGCGGCUCCUUCAGGCCUGUUUUACAAUCCUUUUGAAAAGAAAUGUCCUGUACGGAACACCGGCCAUUUUAAUACUUUUUUUUCCCGCGAAUAUUUCUGAGCACUAAUCGUUAUCUUUUUAUUUGUCCAUAUAUUUUAUAAUUAUUCUUCCUUUAUAGUA
Molecule: messenger RNA, 2088 nt
Organism: Habropoda laboriosa
Lineage: Eukaryota; Metazoa; Arthropoda; Insecta; Hymenoptera; Apidae
Product: WD repeat-containing protein 89
Exons: 9
Molecular function (GO): protein binding
Source: RefSeq, a predicted model, not a curated record